Molecule: messenger RNA, 1171 nt
Organism: Archocentrus centrarchus (flier cichlid)
Lineage: Eukaryota; Metazoa; Chordata; Actinopteri; Cichliformes; Cichlidae
Gene: opa3
Product: outer mitochondrial membrane lipid metabolism regulator OPA3
Exons: 2
Coding region: 57-527 (156 amino acids)
Biological process (GO): regulation of lipid metabolic process
Cellular component (GO): mitochondrion
Source: RefSeq, a predicted model, not a curated record
GUCAUCGCGUAACCUGUACGUACUCCGCCCCAGUGGGAAGAAGUGUUUCCGCCAAGAUGGUUGUGGGUGCUUUCCCUAUCGCCAAGCUCCUCUACCUCGGAGUGAGGCAGAUGAGCAAGCCAGUGGCUAACCGGAUAAAAGCUGGAGCCCGGAGGAGCGAGUUCUUUAAAAAUUACGUUUGCCUGCCGCCGGCACAGCUUUAUCACUGGAUAGAGAUGAGAACGAAGAUGAGGAUCAUGGGCUUCAAGGGUGCCACCAUUAAGCCGCUGAACGAGGAAUCGGCUGCAGAGCUGGGUGCCGAGUUGCUCGGGGAAGCGGUCAUCUUCCUCAUUGGUGGUGGAUGCAUGGUGUUGGAAUACAGCAGGCAGGCGGCUAACUCUCGCCGCAAAGAGGAGGAGCUGAACGAGACCAUCACAAGCCUUCAGACGCAACUAGCAGAAUUAUCCUUAACCACAGAGACUCUAAGUGCUCAGCUGAGAGAGGUCAACAGGCAACUGCUGUCCUUUCCUGUUCCCACCAGAAAGUGACAAAUUAUAAUUCUUUGCUAUCCGGCAUGGCGCAGUGUCGGUCUGUAUGUGAAGGAGUAGGAGUGCGCCAACAUAGUGCUGUCGUAUGUACAGCCUGUGCUUCACACACCGUCCCCUGCUAUGAGCUGGGUGGAAGAGGUGGGCACAAGUGUAUCACUGCACUGUGGAUUUGGGUGCAGUUGUUUGCUCAUGUUUUGAGCAGCUAGUUGUAAAAAAGGAAUUGCUAUGAUAUUCAUAGUGAAUUUCACUGGCUGACCUUGCAUGUUCAUUGUAAAGUUGACUGACUGUAUAUAAAGAUUUACAAUACAAUGCAGUGUUGACUUUGACGUUGAUAUAUUUUUAACAGUUCGAGCGUAUUACUUUCUUUUCAAUUCAGCGAUCCUCCUGGACCUUAAUAACUUUGGAAAUGCUGAAUGAUUUCCUUCAUUGGCUCUAAUUAUGAGUUACUAUUGAUGAUAAACCAAUUAUAAACAUUUAAACUACAAAAAAAAAAACGGCUCAUAUCAGUAGAUUAAUUUUUGAGAGUAUAUGCCCCUGCAGUUUUCAUAAAAGUUAAUGUUGUAAUUGCUGGUUUGUGUUUGAAUGUGUGGUGACAUCUGGAAAAAAAGAUGCAAAAUAAAAUUGUAUGCUACCUGGUAAUAAAA